Messenger RNA from Corylus avellana, 2270 nucleotides. NCBI's taxonomy places the organism in Eukaryota, Viridiplantae, Streptophyta, Magnoliopsida, Fagales, Betulaceae. The record is from RefSeq and is a predicted model, not a curated record.
UCCAUUGCGCGAACUACGAAGUCGCCGCCUCCUCCACCUUCCCUCCACCCUAUUCUCUACGCUGUAGAGGUAUAUCCUUAUAAACGGCCUCCGAUCUCGAAUAUCCUUUUCCCUUUCUCUCUUUCUCUCAACUGUUUCUUUUAAUAAUGGCCUCCUUCCCCUCACCAACCUCUGAUCCUCUCCAUUCCACGCGCUCUCUCUCUCCCUUAUCGCUGUAGCCAUGCCGUCGCAUUCUCAUUCUCUGAAGCUCAGCCAUCUCUCUCGUCUAGGGCUUUCCCGAUUGCCAAAACCGGUUUCGCUUUUCGCGCCCGUUCGCUUCCGAUCCGUUCCGCCUUUUUCGCUUGAUCUUAAGUUAAGUGCGCCGAUUGUUCGAAGACAUGAGUGCCGAUUACGACGCAGGCGUGUUCGAUUUAAGGCCUUCGAUGAGGAUUCGGUUGGUAUUCCGUUUCUUGAUGACUGGAGCGACGGUGAUGGGGCGGCUGGGUACGUGCUUUCAUCCAGUGAGGAUGAAGAGAGCGAUUCAGAAAUUGUGAUUUAUCCUAUUACUGAUGAUUCGCCUAGAGUUAGGAUAUCAACUGAUGAGGCUUUUGCAAUGACUACUCAACGGUUUGCCAUGCUUGGAAGAAAACGCAGGAAACAGAGGAAUAAAUUUGGGGUUUUAAUCAGUGUUGGACUCAUAGUCUUCUUGACGGUGCUUCUUUUAUUUGUGGAUUGGUGUGCAUGGCGUAUUGUCAGGCUGCCUUUCGGACAAUUUUACUUGACCCGUCCAUUUCUUAUAUCGGCCAUUUUAGUCUCUUGUGCCGGCUAUGUUUGUGUCCCGUUACUGUAUAGGUUCAGGAUCCGUCAAAUUAUUAGGAAAGAAGGGCCUGCUGGGCACUCCUUAAAAAAGAGAACUCCCACGAUGGGUGGAUUAUUUUUUGUUCCUAUUGGUGUAACUGUUGCAAGAUUCAUUGCUGGUUUUUCUUCCACUGAAGUGUCUGGAGCAGCGGCAGCAACUCUAGGUUUUGCUGCAAUUGGGCUUGUAGACGAUAUCUUAACCAUCAUCAAGAAUCAUAAUAGCGGCUUAUCAGCACGGGUAAAACUUUUGUUGGAGGUAGCUGUUGGGACCUGGUUUUCAUUUUGGUUGGUAACCACAAAUAUAUCGUCACCCUACAGCAUGAAAAUGUUGCUUCCUCUACCUGCACCAGUAGGACUUGUUUGCCUGGGAAAAUUUUAUCUCUUGUUGACUUCAUUUUGUUUUGUUUCCAUGGGGAAUGGAGUUAACCUAACAGAUGGUCUUGACGGGCUGGCUGGUGGGACUGCUGCAUUGGCUUUUAUAGCAAUGUCAAUCGCGGUGCUUCCAAUAUGUUCUGACCUUGCUAUAUUUGGGGCAUCAAUGGCAGGAGCCUGUGUUGGUUUUCUUUUGCACAACCGAUACAGAGCAUCUGUAUUUAUGGGUGAUACAGGGUCCUUGGCAUUGGGGGGGGCAUUGGCUGCUAUGGCUGCUUGUACUGGAAUGUUCUUUCCAUUAUUUAUUUCAUCUGGAAUUUUUGUCAUGGAAGCAUCAUCAGUUAUUAUACAGAUGGGCCUGACUGGAGAAAUAGAAGUCACUUAUUAAGGCCCAAUUAGUUGUACAUUUAUGCACACAUCAGAAUUGCCAAGGCUGAGUGGAGAAAAAGAAUUCACAUAUUGUGGCGCAAUUUGUUGAGCAAAGGAUUCAUGUAGCCUACCCACAUAAUUUGGUAGAAGGCUUAGUUGAGUUGGUAACCAUAGUAUCUACUUCCAUGCACUCAUACAGCUAGGCAAAUGUAUAGAGUUUCAGAUUAGGAUUUCCUAGAAUUCUUAGGGUAUUCUACCGAGUAGAAUGCCAGUGGUUUGGAAUUCAAUGGUUAGGAUUUUACCAUAUCAGCAAUUAUCACUUGCAAAAUAUGAAUAAAUAUGAUAACUACAGAGGUGAUAAUUGAUGAGUUGCUAAAGGUGAUAAUUACUGAUAACUGCUGAUGUGGUAAAAUCCUAACCAUUGAAUUUCAAACCAAUGGUUAUGAUUCGAAGAAAUUUACUCGGAAGAAUACUCUUAAGAAUUCUAAGCAAUCUUGAUCCUAGAGUUUCAUUUUAUUUUUUUGGUCAUUGUCCUUUCAAUUAUGUCCUUCAGAAACUGCAAUUUCCUUGUCUGAUGGCUGAAAAAACUUUUGUUUAGGUAUUGUACUUCAAGACGACCAAAAAUUUGUGGGGAGCUGGGCGGCGUGUAUUCCGAAUGGCACCCCUUCAUCAUCACCUUGAAUUAUGUGGGA